AUGAUUCCUUUGCGGUUGAUGGUUCGUCGAAUGACUCACCUCGCAUCUAGGUUUACUGGACGAGGGGACGUUCAUGUGGUGGAUCCUUCCGUGGAUUUAAGACAUAUUUUCGAAGACACGGAGAAGUUGCGACGCUCAUUGGAGGAGCGCCGUAGUAAUGUUAGCAUCUCGGAAGUAAAGGAAAAGUAUGACUCGUGGUGGUCUAAAUAUCAGGCCUGGAAAGAAACCGACAGUUUGUCAAAGGAGGCAGUGACAUCCGCCAAAAAGGCGAUGAGAGAUGAACAGGCUGGUCUUCUGGCUGCUUUAGCUCUACCCAACUUUGUACAUGAAGUGGGUAAUACCGAGAAGCAGAUGUUGAAGAAAACAAAUCAUCUACAGUAUCUCACCCAGAAAGGUCAUAUGCGCGUUGAUAAUGAAAUCGGUGUUGUACAUCUUGAAGGAUACCCGGUACUACUGCAGAAUCAUCUAAAACUGCAGUUUCUUGAUAUGUACUCUCAUGCUAUCUUGGUCUCACCGUCAUGUUUUGCUCGAGCCGCCGUGCUUGAAGGGGUGAACGUUCCACUGCAGGACUUUCUACAAUUUACGGAUGGUUCAGAAAACUUUCCCUCUACAUUCUUAGUAUUUGAUUUCGCUCUAAGAGGUCCCGAAAAAAAGUUGAUUGCUCUCAAAAAUUCUGUAGAAUCGCGACUUCUACAAAGGCUUAUCAUGAUAAAAUUUCCUCUCAGAGUAAACUUGGACUAA
This is a messenger RNA of Haemonchus placei, 741 nucleotides long. The record is from the annotation of a GenBank genome assembly. NCBI's taxonomy places the organism in Eukaryota, Metazoa, Nematoda, Chromadorea, Rhabditida, Trichostrongylidae.